Drosophila eugracilis is the source of this 372-nucleotide messenger RNA. RefSeq lists its product as uncharacterized. Lineage: Eukaryota; Metazoa; Arthropoda; Insecta; Diptera; Drosophilidae. Bases 1 to 372 code for a protein of 123 amino acids. The transcript has a single exon. The record is from RefSeq and is a predicted model, not a curated record.
AUGGCAAUCCGAAUCGUUAUUGUGGUCAGUGUCCUGAUUGUCCUGGUCAGAGGAUCCCAUAUAUCACCAGUGGAACCACAAUUAUCAGUGGAAAUCCGUUCUGCCGGAGAUGUUACAUCCGGAGCUGCAAUCACUUUCCCCGAAACACGACCAUCCCCAGGGUCUCAGAGUCAAUCAUCAAGUUCUCGUUCGAAUGCUCCUCGUUCCGGGGGAGCCUCUCGCUCUGUGGGAGGUUCCCGUCCAGCGGCUUCCCGACUAGUCGCUGCUGGUGCUUCACGUCGACAGGGUGGAUCUCGUCCUUCUGUUGUUAUUAGCGGUGGACGUCCCAUUGGCGGAGGAUCUGGUCGUAAUCGCAUCCAAAAACCUUUCUAA